AUGUCGUCGGAACCGCAACAACACCAGGCCCCCCGCUUCUGCGCCGACUGCUUCAAGGGCACGCUCCGCGGCGACACCGAGCUCAAGGGCACCGUCGAGACCGUCUACGGCCUGCCGACGUACGUCGCGCGCCCGGAGCCGGGCCGCGGCGAGCCCGCGGGCGUCGUCGUGAUCUUGCCAGACGCGAUGGGGUGGGAGCUGCAGAAUACGCGCGCGCUGGCGGAUGCGUAUGCGAAUAGGAUUCCGGCGGUGGUACUGCUUCCUGAGUUAAUGAAUGGUGAGCCGAAAAAAAAGUCGUGGUGGAGAAAAUACCUCCUUAUCGCGCCCGUCAUGGUCGCGACGAUGCUGCGCUACUUCAUCCCCCUCGUCAUCGCCACCCGCUCCAGCGUCGUCGUCCCGCGCAUAGAGAACUACCUCCGUGCAGUCCGCCUCUCGCCGCCGUCUCCCUCCUCCCGUCCAUCUACCUCAACGUCCUCCUCCUCGUCCGGUGAGACAUCCGCCAAGAAAGACACCAAGAUCGGCGUCGCGGGCUUCUGCUGGGGCGGAAAAUUCACCGUCCUGCUCUCACAGCUCGCCGCGGGACCGUUUGGCGGUGAGAGGCUCAUCGACUGCGGCUUCACGGCGCAUCCGAGCUUCCUCACGUUGCCGGGCGACCUGGAGAAGGUGGUGCUGCCGCUGAGCGUGGCGAACGGGGACGACGAUAUGAUGAUGCCGCGGGCGCGGAUGGCGGAGGCCAAGAGCGUGCUGGGGAAGAAGGGGGAGGACUUUGAGAUUGUGGAGUACGUCGGUGCCACGCACGGGUUUGCUGUGAGGGGGAACCCGAAUGAUCAGCGGCAGGCGGAGUUCGGGAUGAGGGCGGAGGAUCAGGCUGUUGGGUGGUUUCGGCGGUGGUUUGGGCUUGGUGCUUGAGUCGAUGAGUGAGGGACGGGAUGGGAUGGGUUGGAAUGGGACCAGGAAUGGUUGAUCGAGAUUGGUUUGACGCGGGUCACCUUUCCAUCACACUUCUAAUGUAGCUACAGGUCUUCUGUCUUUCACUUUAUGUACGCACAGGCUGAAAGCGAGUAUACUAGGUUCCGGUGAUGAUAGGACUCAGAUCGAAUUUGAGCUUGCUGAUGUUGCGAGGCUCACAACCUCCCCUUGAUAUCCUCCAUAUGUGAGACUAAAAACGUUGGCGGGC
Colletotrichum scovillei is the source of this 1177-nucleotide messenger RNA. RefSeq names its product dienelactone hydrolase. The record is from RefSeq and is a predicted model, not a curated record. NCBI's taxonomy places the organism in Eukaryota, Fungi, Ascomycota, Sordariomycetes, Glomerellales, Glomerellaceae. Gene Ontology annotation, molecular function: hydrolase activity. The coding region runs from base 1 to 909 and encodes 302 amino acids. The transcript has 2 exons.